Molecule: messenger RNA, 2162 nt
Organism: Amaranthus tricolor (Joseph's coat)
Lineage: Eukaryota; Viridiplantae; Streptophyta; Magnoliopsida; Caryophyllales; Amaranthaceae
Product: two-component response regulator ORR3-like
Exons: 5
Coding region: 894-1598 (234 amino acids)
Biological process (GO): phosphorelay signal transduction system; cytokinin-activated signaling pathway
Source: RefSeq, a predicted model, not a curated record
UGCCUUAGCAAAAAGGCACCAUUUCUUACAUCACCUGUAUCCUUUAGAGGAUUUUGGUGGGCCCCUUCACCCACCAUUCUCUCCUAUUUUCUUUUUCUUCUUCAUCAUAAAAAAGUCUCCUUUAAUUUUUUUCCUGUCUUCCUCUAUUUUCCUCUUUUCUUUAUUUUUCCAUUCUUAUUGUACUACAUAGUAAUCUAGAUUUGUUAAAAAAUAAAGAUUUUUUAUAUGCUCACAUAAAUUAACAAAUCUUCUCCACCUCCACAUUACAAUUAUUAUGCUUAAAUCCCAUUUUUAUAAUAAAAUUAUUUAAUUAAUUUCUUUAUUUCUCGAAUUUGUCAUCAUUUGUGUUUUAGUUAGUUUUAUCUGUUAUAUUUUUUAAUAUAAUUUUUGAAAAUUUAUUUUUUUCAUUUUAUUCUAACAAUUAAACAAAUUCCUCUUGUUAGAAUUGAUAAAUAUUCCCACUGAAAUAAGACUCCACGUUAAAUAAAUAAAUAUUUUAAUUUCUUUGUUUAAUGGCAUUGAUUUGCUUAGCUAACUAGUAAUUGAAAAACCCACUUGACAAAGAAAAUACUCUUGAAAUUUGAGAGGAAAAUCCUGUAACCCAAAUCUGGUCAGAUCUUACUUUGUGGGAUUUUGGUGGGUCUUAUAUGAACAGAAAAACCCAAUAUCCCUCUUUCUUUUCUUCUAUUUCCCUCUUCAUUUCUUCCCUUCUUUUGAACACUCAUCAAUCCCACCACCAUUAUCAACAAUUAAAAGAAUCAUAUGUUGAAAAGAUAGACACUUAUUAAAUUAAUUCCAAUAAUUUAUUGGAUCUUGAAAUAAUUUUAAUUAAUUGAAAAAAAUUUCAAAAAAUUUGAUUUGGGUUAUUUUUAUUUUUGUGUUUUGGUCUAAAAAUGGGAAUGGCAGCUGAACCUCAGUUUCAUGUUUUAGCUGUUGAUGAUAGUUUAAUAGAUAGAAAGCUUAUUGAAAGGCUUCUCAAGAGUUCUUCUUACCAAGUUACAACAGUGGAUUCUGGUAGUAAAGCUUUAGAAUUUCUGGGUUGGCAAGAACAACCUCCUUCUGUUUCUCCUGGUAGUCAUCAGGAAGUAGAAGUGAAUCUUAUUAUAACAGACUAUUGUAUGCCUGGAAUGACUGGCUAUGAUUUGCUAAAGAAAGUCAAGGAAUCCUCAUCACUGAAAAACAUACCAGUAGUUAUAAUGUCAUCUGAGAAUGUCCCUUCUAGAAUCACCAGAUGCUUGGAGGAAGGCGCGGAAGAAUUCUUCCUUAAGCCCAUGCGGUUGUCUGAUGUAAAUCGGCUCAAACCCCACAUGUUGAGAGCCAAAUAUGGGAAACAACAGCAACAAUUGCUUGAAGAUUGUCAAAAACCGGAGCCAAUACCCGUCGAUCAACCACCACCUCCGCCUCCACCACAACAAGAACAAGAACAAGAACCAAAACAACAAAAGGAAGAGCUUCAUAAAAUUCAACAAGAACAGCCGCAACAAACGCAAGUACAGGUACAUCAACAACAAAACAAUAGCAAGCGAAAAUCCAUGGAAGAUGGACUCUCGCCCGAUAGAACUAGACCAAGAUACAAUGAUCUUACCACUGUGGUCUAAUAAUAUAGGGCAGUAUCCUCUUUUACUUCACUGGCAGUUUAAUCGAUUUCAAUGUUACAUAACUCAUCGGCCAAUUCGUUUUUUUAAGUCGCAAUUCACUCGAAAUUUCCCAAAUCCUAAAACCGAUCAUAUACGCUUUUUCAGGAUUUGCUCCUAAUGGCCUUUAAAUUGCGAAAAACUGACCAUGAUUCACUUUUUGAUUCAAGAUUCACGAGGAAAUCAACAAAUCAUGUGACCUGAUCAAAGUAGAUCCAUUUAUUUUCCUAUUUAACCUCAACUUUUUUAUAUUCACCCUUUGCUAUUUUUUCUUGUAAUGAAGAAAAUCUACCCUAAUAGAGUUUGUAGAGAUGAUAAGGAGAGAUGUAUAUUAUGAAGGGUUGGGGGGGAUAGAAAGAGAGGUGUUGAUCAAACUGAUGAAAACCUGUAUACAUCUUACGCUGAACAUAAAUGUAAUUUAAUUUUUGUUCAAUGUAAUUAAGUGGUUCCUAUUUAGGGAUCUACCUCGGCAGUAUUUUGUGAGUAGUUGAUUAUUCGUAAUUUUAUCCAUGUUAGGUCGUUUCGAUA